Bursaphelenchus xylophilus (pine wood nematode) is the source of this 1216-nucleotide messenger RNA. The record is from the annotation of a GenBank genome assembly. NCBI's taxonomy places the organism in Eukaryota, Metazoa, Nematoda, Chromadorea, Rhabditida, Aphelenchoididae.
AUGGAGACCAUCCAUCAUUUCAUACCUCAGGACAAUCCAUAUCAGAUACGAACGAAAGAUUCGGAAGAUGGAGUGGAGGAGAAGAAGAAGGUAACAGCACAGUACACUCUUGUAAGCGUUUAUUCCUUGAUACAAAGUUGCCGUGUCCUUCAUUCUUGAUAUGCUUUUAGAUAGAAAGGGAAGAGGUGCUACCUAAAGGUUAUUCUUGGUACAAUGAUCAGAUUGCUGGGCACAACAUCAAUGUCAUCAAAGAUGGGAAAUGUCAAAUUGGUUUGUAGUCCCUUUACAUAUAUUUCUUUAUGAAUUUAGGUAUAAUCAAAAAGGAUGAAUCCAAAAUCAUGAAGCUCCGAAUGCCUUUCGAAAGAGGUGAUAGUGAAGUACGUCCGUUACCUUUCUAUCUUGAUGCCCAUUUAGGUUUGGUUUUAUCACAUGAUCCAGAAGGUGGCCGGUGAUUGUGAUUCUUCUCCUUCUGAUAAAUUAACAUUGGCGUUCAGAGAUUUAAUCCCUUUGGUACCUCGGUUUUAUGGACUGGAAAUGUUGUCCCUCUCUGGAAUAGGUAGGCGGAGGAAUCUAACCAACAAAACACAAGUGCAGACAGGCAAUUCCUGAUCCUGGAAGAUCUUCUUGCGACUUAUAAACAGCCAUGUAUAAUAGAUGUGAAGAUGGGGAAGGUCUCAUUCGAUCCUCUGGCUUCUGAGCAGAAAAAGAAACAGGAACUUAGCAAAUCUGCAUAUCAACAAAUUUCGGGAUUCAGAGUUCUUGGAUAUCGGGUACAUAAAAAGGGGAAGUUGGACACGAAAGACCGAAUUUGGGGGAAAUCUCUGGAUGGGAAAACAGUGGAAGACGGUGAGUCAUCUCCGUUGGCAAUUCCAAUAUUCUAGGGUUCAAAGAAUUCUUGGCCGCCGACCGAGAAGACAAAGAAGCCGCCAAGGGUCUCUUAAAUGAACUGAGGAAGCUAGAAAGGUAAGUCGCUCAUUCACUUCAUAAAUUAAGAAAAUAUCAAUGUGAUUUUAGAUAUUUCCUGACCCACAGUCAACUCCAGUUCUAUGCAAGUUCCAUUUUACUAAUCUACGAAGGUAAUGAAUCACUGCCAGCCAAUGAAAAACUAAAGUUGAUCGACUUUUCCCAUGUUUUCCAAUGCCCAGAUACCCCCGAUCUCAAUUACAUUCCCGGUAUACAAACCUUGAUCAACAUAUUUGUAAAUAUUUUGAAAUAA